This is a messenger RNA of Peronospora matthiolae, 285 nucleotides long. The record is from the annotation of a GenBank genome assembly. Lineage: Eukaryota; Oomycota; Peronosporomycetes; Peronosporales; Peronosporaceae.
AUGGUUCAGUUCAAGCCAGUCUUUCCCCCUUUGGGGCCGCCACUUUGGAGGGAAUCUUCCCCAUCGGGGAGCCGAAGAGGUCUGGAGAUUGCCCCGAGCGCGCUGCACUCGCAGUCUAGGUUGUGGGGGCAGUGGACCGACGGGUCGCGCAAGCGGCCAGGAAGGGGAAGGUUACGGAAUGGAGGCGAGCCCCGCGCCACGUGUUACCGCUUCGGCGGUCGCACAGUCCAAGUCCUGGGGGUCGCCCAUGCGACCUCGGAGGGGGCCACCAUCGCAGAUGGAUGA